This is a messenger RNA of Neltuma alba, 853 nucleotides long. RefSeq names its product probable RNA-binding protein 18. The coding region runs from base 183 to 656 and encodes 157 amino acids. Gene Ontology annotation, molecular function: RNA binding. The record is from RefSeq and is a predicted model, not a curated record. Lineage: Eukaryota; Viridiplantae; Streptophyta; Magnoliopsida; Fabales; Fabaceae. The transcript is spliced from 5 exons.
CGAGGCCGUGAGCUGAGACCUGAUGAAGAAGAGCGAAUCGACGCCGGUGGUGACAGCGGUGAGGGAGGCAAUAGAAAACUGGUAGUUUUGAGUGCGUUGGAGGGUGAAAUUUUCGCCUUUAAGGGUGAUGCAAAGUUGACGUCUUAGAGUAUUGGAAGAAACCUUACUGCAAACGUCUUGUCAUGGAUCCCAAUGGUUAUGUGGAUGAUAAAAGUGAAAGCAGAUUGUAUAUCGGGAACCUUGAUCUUAGAAUAACAGAAGCAGCUCUUAUAAAGAUGUUUUCUCCAUAUGGGAAGAUUGUAUCUGAGGAUUUCUUAUGGCACACUCGCGGCCCCAAGCGUGGGGAGCCCCGUGGCUUUGCUUUUAUCCAGUAUAGCUCAAGAGAGGAAGCAGAACUGGCCAAGGAGAAAAUGCAUGGGAAGUUAGCUUGUGGCCGGCCACUGGUUGUUCGGCUUGCGAGUGAGAAGUGCCUGUUAGAAACAGCCAAUAACUCAUCAAAAGUCACGGGAGAAGGGCACAAGAUACACCUUACCGGUAAUGGCAUGGGACAGACAAGUCGCAGUGCAAAAAUAGCUGCAAUAAAGAACAAAUUGAAAUCAAUAGAGGAGGAGAGCUCUAGGCCAAAGAAGCAGAAGCUAACUGAUGAUGUAUCUUGAAGCAAAUGUGUCAGUGAACUUUGUAUAACCAGGGAUUUGAUUCAAUGACUUGAAAAAUAUCAAUGGGCUAUGUGCCUGAAUCUGCAUAUGGUCGACUCUUGUUAAGCCACCAAUAUAUGCGACUCAGCUUUUUCUCUGUUUUCCGGUCAUGACUUGGCUUUACUAUUAUCCAAAGGCUAGGGUAUAUCUUUACGUGA